UAAUCAACAAGUGAAGUCCAUUGUCGGUGUCCUUGUUAGGAAUAAAGUUCUGCAAUUAUUUGUCACAUGUUUGUUGACAGAACGUUAGCUUCGUGGCCAGCUGACGUGUAGGAGUGAGUAGAGCACUUGCGUAUGUACCAGUAACUCAUUCUAUUCCGUCACCUCAUUAACUUCAUCCCCAUCCUAGGACUGGUGAGAUGAAGACAGUACACGAUAUAAGUGGAAGCAGGCAUGUUGAUUGAGACCAUCAUGAAAUAUCAGGGAUAUACACUUCUACUGCUGAUAGGUAUAUUAGGUUUUCAUGUCACACAUCAGGACUCGGUGGACAGUAAAGAAAUUGAAGAUAGCUUAAAGAGAUAUAAAAAAGAUUUCAGACAAUGGAUGAAAGACAAAGGUAUGUCUCCACAAGAAAGAAAAGCUUUGAAGAAGAAACUGAAAGAAAUAGAAAUAUUAGCCAAUGCAAAGUAUGGCUUAACCCCAAUUUCUCCCGAUGCAUUGGAUAAGGACAAUAUGAUGUAUGACGGAGAUAUUCUCCUGAGCCUAGAGCAAGCUACAAUGAUAGAAGAAACACUCAAAUCAAGCAAACAUCGAAACAGACCAAAAAGAAAAGUUAUACCUUUUAAGAUAUUCAAACAGAGUAAAUGGACGUUUCCAAUAAAAUAUAAGUUCAACUAUAUGCCAGAAAACGGCGGUGAGAGGUGGAAGGCAGCUAUUCGUAAGGCCAUCUAUAAAUGGGAAAAUACAACAUGUGUACGAUUUAAAGAGUUAUCCGUUGGAGAUGAUGAUCCCAAGUCACCAUUUAUAUCGUUUACUAAUCUAGAUCCGCAGUGCUUCUCAUACAUAGGACGACAACGGAUUACAAUUCCGCAACCUGUCAAUUUUGCAGAAAGUUGCAUUGAACAGCCAGGUACAUUGGAGCAUGAGAUAGGACACGCUUUGGGAUUUUGGCAUGAACAAGCGCGACCUGAUCGAGAUCAUUUUGUGAGGAUAAACACUGGCAACAUAGAGGCUAUGAAAGAAAAUAAUUUCCUAAAGGUGCCGGAUAUUCAAAGUGAGGCAUAUGGUGUCGAGUAUGAUUAUUCGUCUGUGAUGCAUUAUCAUGGCAAGGCGUUUAGUAAAAAUGAGGGCAUUACAAUAAAAGCAUUAGACGACCUUUACCAGAGCUCUAUGGGACAGAGGACGGGGCUGUCAUUCGCUGAUAUUAAAACUGCAAAUACUGCAUAUUGCGGAUUGGUUUGCAGACCAUUGCCUGUUGGUAAGAGUUGUAAAUGGGGCGGUUAUGUUGAUCCGAAUAACUGUCAACAGUGUGUGUGUCCUGAUGGUUUUGGAGGGAGGUAUUGUAAUGGUGUCGAGAGCGGAAUACCAGCGGAAUGCAGUGGCUUCUUACAUGCUACCGCAGAUGUCCAGACAAUAACCUCACCAAACUAUCCAAUCCAUUAUCAAGAUUUUCAGCACUGUAAUUGGAGAAUCAUUGCACCAAAAGGCUGCAAAAUUGUUUUGCGAUUCGUGGACGACUUCAACGUCUAUUGCUUACGUGAUGUUUGUUAUCAUUGGGUCGAGAUAAAAUACAAUAAAGAGCUGGGUCUCGCAGGCCCAAGGUUCUGUUGUGAACUAGACAAAAAUCCAAAACCUAUGAUAUCUGAGGACAAUGAGGCCGUUGUACUAUUCAGAAGUGACUAUGCUAGUGGUCAAACUCGUCGUAAAGGAUUUAAGUUGGAAUAUACUUUGAAUUUGCCAGAUCCAGCUUGUGAAGCUGCACUUGGUAUGACAACAACUUCAACAACCACAACAACUACAACAACUUCUGCCCCAACAUUGCCAGACAUGUCAACCCACAUGGAUGAAACGAUAACGCCCUUUGAAACGCCUACUACUAUGAGCACUUCUGAAAGAACCCCUUCUACGAAACCUAGGGAAAAACCAACACCAUCGCCUCCCGAAGAUGGACCACCGUGUGGGGGUUGUACCGGUUCUCCGAACUCAAUUCAACCUAAAUGUGUGGCCAAAAUAGAAUCGAAAUGCAGACAGCCUAAUGGUCAAAAGAUUCCCUGUAUAAAGGAGAAAGCGUCAUGUUGUGAAAAUGUUAUUGAAUUCAACAGCACCCAUUGCCAAGCACCCACAUGUGAAGAAUGGGAUCCUUGGUCAAUAUGCACAAAGGAGUGUGGUGCCUGUGGAACGCAAGUGAGAUACAGGAAAUGUUCCUAUAGAGGACCAUGGAAAGACUUUUUACGAAAAGAAGUGCGUGUAUGUAAUACACAGGUUUGUGGACCCGACUGUACGGAGAAAUUUAGAUGCUUCUUCCGUAUACCAUGGAGCCCUUUAUGCGAACGACGUUGUAAGCCGUGUUGCAAGAAAUACACUGGAGUGAAUGGUCAGUGUGUCUUAAAAGCCGGGGAUGAUCCAAUCAUCAUGCAACUAGAGUCCCCGCUUUUAAUGAGUGAAUCCGAUGACAUAAUACCAUCUGUAGAUGAUGACGAUUUAGUAUUAACCCCACUGGAAAAAGAGAACCUUGGAGAAAUAUAUAGCAACAGGAGACAAACACAACGUAGAUAGCAUAUAACAUUCUUCCGGAGAGAGGUGUAUAUACCAAAAUUAGAUAAACCAAGACAUUUUCUGGUCAUAGAACGCUGAAUGAUAUAAUAAGGAGUAUUAAUUCUUGUUGGUUAUGGAAUGUAUUCAUCGCGGAAUGAAAUUCCAUACACAAUGCGAAUGCAUUUGGCUUUUAUUGCACUUUACCUCAAUUAAAGUUACAUGUGCCUCGUUUUGAAAGGUAUAAGAAUAGCCUCUAGGGAUAAACUUUAAGUGGUAUAAUAAGCCUUUUGUUGCAGCAUCACUGUAUCUUACAAGAAAAUUAUGAUUAAAGACUGAUUUUUUAUAUCCUGAAUAUGUUGUAUUGAGCCAUAUUCAGCAGCGAAAAUGGAAUAUCAAAGACUAUUUGUUUGAAUACUAAGCCCGGUUUACACUGAGCGUUUUUUAUGUCCUGUGCGUUUCUAAUAGAAGAAAAGACCACCGGUUUUGCCGGUUUUGAUAAUAUUUCAAAAUCGGACGUCGAAGGACUUUUGCCUAUUGAGUCCUUAUGAUAUCCUGUUGAGUUCUUAUGAUAUCCUGUUGAGUCCUAGAAGUCCGAUUGAGUUCGCAAUGCCGACCGCGAUCUGGCUAUCUGGACACUUUUGGUAUUUAAACUAUCAAAAACUUCAUUUUAACAAACGUGGAAACAUUUAAUUGAAAAGUGAUUUAAAAUUGCUUCUUGAGUAGAGGUCUUGUGCAAAUAAGGCAUCAGCCAUCAAAAUUUGAACCAAAUCGCGUUCUGCCAACUGCUAUUUGAGUUAUCGUCCGAACAGACGAAUGGACGAACGGACGAACGGACGAAAGGCUUCACUAUAUCGCUUGCGAACUUUGUUCCUUGGGAUGAUAAAUGCAUAGUAGAGACAGCGGAGAAUAUGCGUGAGUUCUAUUCAUAGAAAGUAAAUAAUCAAAAACUAUGAA
Owenia fusiformis is the source of this 3486-nucleotide messenger RNA. The record is from the annotation of a GenBank genome assembly. NCBI's taxonomy places the organism in Eukaryota, Metazoa, Annelida, Polychaeta, Sabellida, Oweniidae.